This is a messenger RNA of Argiope bruennichi, 7432 nucleotides long. RefSeq lists its product as uncharacterized. The record is from RefSeq and is a predicted model, not a curated record. The transcript is spliced from 3 exons. NCBI's taxonomy places the organism in Eukaryota, Metazoa, Arthropoda, Arachnida, Araneae, Araneidae. Bases 241 to 7383 code for a protein of 2380 amino acids.
CUCGUCCCUUGGCAACAAGUGCCGACGAACUAACUUGGCGUGAAAAAUCGAGGAUCUCGGCGUGGAGCCCAUUUGUUAUUGUUGCGAAAGCUCCAAAACACCAAUUUGUCUCAUCUUGUCUACUUAGUGUACUUUCCUAGUCAUAUCUGCGCAUGAAUCAGUUCGUCUCCUCUGCAGGAGCGUAAACGAAAAAAGAAGUUCUUCUUGAAAUCCUCGUCAGAUCUCCAGUCUUCAUCAAAGAUGCCCAGAAAAGAUCCAUGGAGUUACAAAAAAAGAAGGAGGACAAAAAAAGUGAAACAUUCCUUACAAGAGAAGGAACGUUCAAUGACUCAACAUUGCCGAACUUCUGAUACACUUGGUGAAUUGUCAACAUCCACAGAGCUUGUCUCUCAGAAGGCAUUGGAUCUUCCACUGAAAAAGGAAGAAAUAAUUUAUCCAGACACAAGAUUUCCACGAUCGACUACGCUUUUUCCAGCCGAGGGAACGCUUAUCGAUGACGAAAAGGAAGAUUUAACGUCAGGCACUUCUAGUGUAAUUUUUAAGCGUUGCGCUGAAAAAGAAUUAGUAUCCGCAAAGUCUAAAAAACUUAAAGAAAAUGAUCCACCUAAGUCAAUAGAGCCAACAAUUCCUGAUGAUGUUAUUGUAAUAGAAAAACCCCAAACACAAGUUAAAGUUGAUUUAAUCGACUUGACUGAAGAAUCUCAUCCAGUCGUAAAACUAUUUUGCUCUCCUACUAAGACUAGUCAUCUUGGGAAUAGAUUACCUGGCAAACCAAAAACAACAUUUGAAGAUAAUGAUUUUCUUGUUAAAGAUAAAAGUAAUGAAUCCAAUACCAUUACCGAUAUUGUUAGUGCGGCAGGCAUAAAUUGCCAUACUAUUCAGGUAAAAGCCGAACAGAAGAAAACCUGUAAAAAUAACUGUCAUAUCAGUGCCAAUAUGUCUUAUAUCUGCAAUAGUAAAAAAAUCAAUCCUCCCACGGAAAACUCCCUUCCUUCCGAAGUGGAAGAUGAAGAUAGAAUAAUAAUGAAGGAAAACAGUGAUAAAGUUAAUUUAAAUCAGUCUCAUGGUGCCCGUCCCUUGGAUAACUAUGUUCAAAUAAAAGCCAAGCAGAGUCAGUUGAAUGAAAAUAAUACUGGAAGCAAUUUUGGGAAAUCUCAUGUUGUUGCCAGCCCAAACAUCGCAACUGAAAAUUCUCGUUUGAGCUCUGAACUGGAUAAGGAAACUGAUGAUAGCGGAGAAUCCGAGGGCCAAGUUUGUACUUUCAGCAAAGUUUCAGAUUGUAAUGCAAAAGACGUCACAAACGCCUCAGAUGUUGUUAAUCACUCGUUGAAUGCUGCUAUUAUAAAAGUGGAGCAAAAUGACAUCAUCAACUCUAUACCAGUUAACAAUUUUUCUUCUCAUGGUGAACCGAUAAGCAUGAAUACUGAUGUUCAUCCAAUACAAAGUUUGCAAAAUAACACUAAUGCAAACUGUGAAUUCAGUGAUAUAGCAGCUGAGGAUAGAAUACUGAAUGAAAACAGUGAUAAAGAUAAUUUAAAUCAGUCUCAUGUUGACCGUCGCUUGGGUAAUCAUGUUCAAGUAAAAGCCGAGCGAAGUGAGUGGAGUGAAAAUAAUGCUGAAAUCAAUUUUGGGAAAUCUCAUAUUGUUGUCAGUCGACACCCAAACAUCACAACAGAUAAUUCUAGUUUGAGCUCUGAACUGGAUAAAGAAACUGAUGACAGCGGAGAAGUCGAUGGCCAAGUUUGUAUUUCCGGCAAUGUUUCAGAUUGUAAUGCAAAAGAUGUGACAAACGCCUCAGAUGUUGUUAAUCACUCGUUGAAUGCUGUUUCUAUAAAAGUGGAGCAAAAUGACAUCAUCAGUGAUAACUCUAUACCAGUUUCCAAUUUUUCUUCUCAUGGUGAACCGAUAAGCAUGAAUACUGAUGCUCAUCCAAUUCAUAGUUUGGAAAAUAAUACUAAUGCAAACUGUGAAUUUAGUGAUAAAGCAGCUGAAGACAGAAUACUGAAUGAAAAAAGUGAUAAAGAUAAUUUAAAUCAGUCUCAUGCUGUCCGUCCUUUGGAUAACCAUGUUCAAAUAAAAGCCGAGUUAAGUGAAAAUAAUACUGAAAUCAAUUUUGGGAAAUCUUAUAUUGUUACCAGUCCACAACCAAACAUCAUCACUGAUAAUUCUCGUUUGAGCUCUGAAAUGGAUAAAGAAACUGAUUAUAGCAGAGGGGUCGAUGGCCUUGUUUGUACUUUCAGCAAUGUUUCAGAUUGUAAUGCAAAAGACUUCACAAACGCCUCAGAUGUUGUUAAUCACUCGUUGAAUGCUUUUACUAUAAAAGUAGAGCAAAAUGACAUAAUGAGUGAUAACCCUAUACCAGUUUCCAAUAUUUCUUCUCGUGAUGAGCCAAAAAGUAUAAAUAUUGAUGAUCAUCUAAUACAAAAUUUGCAAAAUAACACUAAUGCAAACUGUGAAUUCAGUGAUAUAGCAGCUGAAGAUAGAAUACUAAAUGAAAACAGUGAUAAAGUUAAUUUAAAUCAUUUUGAUGUUGUCCGUCACGUAGGUAAUCAUAUUCAAAUAAAAGUCGAGCGAAGUGAGUUGGGUGAAAAUAAUACUGAAAUCAAUUUUGAGAAAUCUCAUAUUGUUGCCAGUCGACACUCAAACAUCACUAUUGAUAAUUCUCGUUCGAGCUCUGAACUGGAUAAAGAAACUGAUGAUAGCGGAGAAGCCGAAGGCCAAGUUUGUACUUCCAGCAAUGUUUCAGAUUGUAAUGCAAAAUACGUCACAAACGCCUCAGAUGUUGUUAAUCACUCGUUGAAUGCUGCUACUAUAAAAGUGGAGCAAAAUGACAUCAUCAACUCUAUACCAGUUAACAAUUUUUCUUCUCAUGGUGAACCGAUAAGCAUGAAUACUGAUGAUCAUCCAAUAAAAAGUUUGCAAAGUAAUACUAAUGAUAAAUAUGAAUGCAGUGAUAUAGCAGCUAAAGAUAGAAUACUGAAUGAAAACAGUGAUAAAGUUAAUUUAAAUCAGUCUCAUGUUGUCCGUCCCUUGGAUAACCAUGUUCAAAUUAAAGCCGAGCAGAGUGAGUUGAAUGAAGAUAAUUCUGAAAUAAAUUUUGAAAAAUCUCAUAUUGUUGCCAAUCGAUAUCCAGAAAUCACAACUGACGGUUCUCAUUUGAGCUCUGAACUGGAUAAAGAAACUGAUGAUAGCGGAGGGGUCGAUGGCCUUGUUUGUACUUCCAGCAAUGUUUCAGAUUGCAAUGCAAAAGACGUGACAAACGCCUCAGAUGUUAAUCACUCGUUGAAUGCUGUUACUAUAAAUGUGGAGCAAAAUGACAUAAUUAGUGAUAAUUCUAUUCCAGCUCCCAAUUUUUCUUCUCAUGGUGAACCGAUAAGCAUGAAUACUGAUGCUCAUCCAAUACAAAGUUUGCAAAAGAACACUAAUGCAAACUGUGAAUUCAAUGAUACAGCAGCUGAGGAUAGAAUACUGAAUGAAAAAAGUGAUAAAGGUAAUUUAAAUCAGCCUCAUGCUGUCCGUCCUUUGGAUAACCAUGUUCAAAUAAAAGCCGAGUUAAGUGAAAGUAAUACUGAAAUCAAUUUUGAAAAAUCUCACAUUAUUGCCAGUCUACACCCAGACAUCACAACUGUUAAUUCUCGUUAUAGAUCUAGACUGGAUAUAGAAACUGAUGAUAACAAAGGAGUCGAUGGCCAAGUUUGUAUUUCCAGCAAUGUUUCAGAUUGUAAUGCAAAAUAUUUGACAAUCGCCUCGAAUGUUGUUAAUCACCUGCUGAAUGCUGUUACUAUAAAAAUGGAGCAAAAUGACAUAAUGAGUGAUAACCCUAUACCAGUUUCCAAUUUUUCUACUCAUGGUGAACCAAAAAGUAUGAAUACUGAUGAUCGUCCAAUACAAAGUUUGCAAAAUAACACUAAUGCAAACUGUGAAUUAAGUGACAUUGUAGUUCCUUGCCUUUCCUCUGUUUGUCGUACUGAAAUUUCAUCUGGCAUCUUCUCUAGAAAGAGUGAACCAGAAAAGAUGGAUUUUCAGGAAAAUUCUGUCAAAAAUGAACUUCAAAAUUACGGAGACAUACAGCAAGAAAGUACUGACUCAAAUAUUGGAACUAAUGCUGAGAACUCAUCUAAAACAUUAUUUACAAAUAUAUCUAAUUGGAUAAGUAUUUCUCCUAUCUCUGGUAAUGAUAUUUUUGGCGAUGGUGAUUCGGAAUAUAAACCGGGAACAUUUGCAACUCCAUUGAUUAAAUACUUGAAUUGUAAUAAAAAAACUGACAUGCUUGAAAUAUAUCACACAAAAACUGCUCUCAACUUAUACAGAUCAGCGACAAGUUUCCACGCACAAGAGAAAUCAGAAUUGUAUUUAUCAGAAAAAUGGGAAGUAUCAUCAAAUUUGCAAAUAAACGAAAAGCCAUCAUUUAAUUUAAACAUUGACGAAAUUACAAAUAAAAUCUCAUCAUUGCUGAAUUUUUUCAAGCCAAAUAUUACUCAUUUGGAUUCAAACUCAGCUUCAUCUCCAUUCUGGAAGUUUGUUGAUGAAAGAGAAAAGCAAAAUUCAUUAAAUAGUGAUGGUUUAUGUGUUGGAAUGCGGCAGAAUAGUUCUCCAAAUUUUCUUUUUGAAUCGUCUUUAAAAGUUAGUGAAUCAUGGCCGGGGAGUGUCUCUAAUUCUCAGAUAGAAGAUUCCCCGAUGGAUAUCCAAAAUUCUGUAAAAGAUAAUUGCCCACCUGCCAUAUGUCUCCCGCCGUUAGAUUACAAUAAAAGAAGUGAAACUUCUAACGGUCUGUCGACAGAGUCAGUGGAAAAUCCGAAUGAAAAAUUGCUCUCCAAAGAUUUUCUUUGCCAGAUACUUAAUAAUGUCAAGACUACUGCAAAUAUUAAUGUCUCGUCGAAUCCACCAAUUGAUCCAAUAGUUAAGUCAAACAUAAAUAUCGAUGAAAGUAUUUUCGAAAAUCUUCGUCAAAUAGAUUUCCUCAAAAUUAAACCAGUUGAAAGCACAGAUAUCAUAUCAGACUUAAAUAAAAAGAAUUACGAGUGCAUUGCAAAGAAUUCAGAAAUGUCUCCACACAACUUUUCAGCACCUAAUGAAAAUAUUAGUAAUCCAUCUACCUCGUACGACGACACUUUUGAAACUCCUCCAAAGAGAGUUAAAAAAUGUAAAGAUACCGCAGCAUUCGAGAAAAACGCUAGAAAAAUAAGUUAUGAGGAGUAUAAGAAGAGAGAUAAAAAUGUAAUAACUCACCCACCAAUUCAUCAACUUAAUUCUUAUUUCCAGUCACACGCAUUGGGAGCUUCACCUAUUUCUUCUAAUUUUGAGCAAAAUAUGCAUACUCCUCUCAAAAAUCGCCAAAAUCAUGACAUUCAUAUUUAUAAUGAUAUAGCUUUGCGGAAUCCCUAUCUUCAAAGAUCGGUUAAUACAAGCCCCAAUGACCCUAGGUUAACUCGAAAUAACUCACCUUUAAAUAGAGACUUAAACUCUGAAAAACAUUUAGAUUCUUUCAAUAAUGGUGAAAUCAGUCCUCAUCACAGUGUUCCUGAAACUGCAAAACUAACCCUUCGUGUUCAUCGGAAACGAGCAAUAUCAGCUUCAGAGACUAAUGCUUCUAAUGAACCAUUUUGUCACUCGGAUUUUAAUCAACCGACUUCCAAAAGAAAUAGAAUUGCUUUACUUCCUACUCCGUCUUUUAGAAGUAAUUUGCUUACUGUGCCUCAACCUCAUCCUGUUAAUUCCGUUUCUGGUGUAAAAAAUUGCCAGCCUCUCUUUUCACUUCCCAAUUUGUCAGCUAACGCUUCAUCAUCUUCUUCUCCACAACAUCAUUUUGUGUCGCAGGGAAUUCAUCCGCAAAUGUCCAGGCAUCCUGAAUCAACCCAUGAUCAGUACUCUUCUGUAAAUGUUAAACGCCAAUUCAUGCCUUAUCCACCUCGUCUAAUCAACAACCCUCCUCUUGUAAUACCUUCUAAUACCGGACCGUGUAAUUCAUUUGCAUCUGAGCGAUCUCCCAAUCAUUCCACAGUAGGAUUCCAUUUUGAAUCUCUGAUUCCAAAACAGAUAAAAGACAAUAUUGGAAAAAAGAUAGUCGACAGAGAUAAUGUAUAUCCCAUCAUCAUUGAGAGGAACACAGAUUGGCUAUAUGGAUUUAAUGUGUUUGGAAAUGUAAGAACUUGUGAAAUGGGCUUUGAACUCCAGCGAGUGCGAUUUAAUUACGUGGAUCAUCUUACGCAUUAUAAUACGUAUUUCCCCCUUCUGUUGGUUGAGUGUUUUAGCAAUAUCUCAACGUGCUUGAAGAAGAGAAAAACGGACACCAAAACCUGCAAGAUCGUAGAUUAUUCGAAAGAUGAUGGACGUUAUGUUAAAAUUUUGUGCGAAAGCUUUAUUCAUUAUUCUGAAGUAGAGACAAUCCCGACUGAGGAUUAUAUAGUUCUUGUAAAAUUCGGCACUUCUCCUGCAGGUGGUAUUAAAAUGCUUGGCUAUGUCCUCUCUUCCUGCACGAGACCAUAUUCGCAGAUCCACGACCACGGCAAUGAACUUUUAAAAUUCUUGAAGGUAGACAAUCUCAAAGAUGUGGUCAAAUUUAAAAUCCUAUUUAGCAUUGUUUUCGAAGUUCCUGGCAUCGACCUAACAAUGCCCAUAGAAAUUACAAGACUGACAAGUAUUAAAAAAGUCCUGAUGAUGAAUGAAGCCCUUGCGAAACUUCCAGAGUCACCACUGUGCAAUAUUGUUCUCAACCCUCGAGGUCAUGUUAUGAAGAGUAUUGCCUUACCUCCCAGUAAGGAGAGAGAUUCCUUCACCACCGUAGCACAAGAGGCUAUCCAAUUCUUAAAACUUUCUUCCCCUCAGUUGAUACUCCUGAAGUGUGCUCCUUUCACGGAUUCUGAAUUAGCUAUAAUCGUGUUUGUGGAGGAGAUCCUAAAAUCUGAGUAUCCUGGUAAGAUACUUGUUUGUGUGCGCAGGGAGAUUUUAAGCGAGAUGGGAAAGAAUCUCCUCAAGUCUACCCGGAACUUGGUUAUCCUCAGCAGGGAGAAAGAGUAUUUUCAGACAAAUAUCCAUAAUAGAGUUCUCGAUGUAAAGAUCUCACAUCUGUCAGAGAACCGAAACAUAACGAAAGAGGAGGCCAAAAACCAGGUGCUUGAGGAAUCGAAAGUUCUACUGGCUGUGACUGGAACGUGUUUCUAUGAGGAUGUGGGGUAUAUUGUAAAAGACCUUACUUGUUGUAUUAUACAUGAUGCAAAUUCUUACACAGAACCAGAAACUUUGCUUCCCUUGUUGUACAAGAUCCGGCAUCUUCUUUUAUUUGGGGAUCUCAAUAAAUCUCCGAUAAACUCAAGAUUUGCCAUGACUUUGGGAUAUAACAAGAGUCUUUUCUAUCGAGCUCACAUGAAUAAAUUUACUUUUUAAUCGUCAUGAACAUUAUAUAAAUUCAUGUUAUCGAUUGCAUAUUUGUAUA